UUACGGGCUGACUGUCGCCUCGCUUACGUUUAGCAUAAGUUUGGUAUUUCGGAGGGGAAACGUUAAAGUCAUAUUGCAUUACUGGGCUGUUAUUAAUUUUGUCGACAAACUUGUGAUCGAGCCAGGGAUUAUCAUCACUGCUGUACUUUCCGUCUGUAUUUACAACUCUGUCGGGAAAUACCCCUAGAAUUUUACAGAAUGUAUCACCCGGAGUCUGCUGGAGACUCGGCAAGUACUAGGAAGAUGGCGCACCCGGCAAUAUUUCCUAGAAGGGGUAGUUUCACCGGCAGCGGUAGUGCCUCCGCGUUGACAUCAGUGGCCAACACGAGCGUUAGCAAUAAUGUUAUUCCGACUGAUAGCUACCAGUCUCCCUUGGUGAUACAGCCUCCACCCCCGGCCGGCUCUUCGUCCCCCGGGCCGCAGCAUCACCCUCAAAGCCUUAACCUCCAGUCCCAGCUGCAGUCUCAGACCCUGCAGGUCGGGGGGCAGGUGAAAAAGAAAAGUGGCUUCCAGAUCACCAGCGUCACGCCGGCGCAGAUCUCAGUCAGCACCAACAACAGCAUCGCGGAGGACACGGAGAGCUAUGACGACCUGGAUGAGUCGCACACGGAGGACCUGUCUUCGUCGGAGAUCCUGGACGUGUCGCUCUCACGGGCCACCGACAUGGGGGGGCCGGAGAGGAGCUCCUCAGAAGAGACUCUGAGCAACUUGCACGAGGCGGAGACGCCGGGCGCCGUGUCCCCGAAUCAGCCUCCGCUCCCUCACCCCCACCCCCAGGCAGCCCAGCAGGGCCCCAUGGUGAACGGGACCGCGCACCACCAUCACCCCCACGCCGGCCACCACCCCCUUCCCGGGCCUCACCAACAACAAGCGCACGCCCCCCACCCUGGGGUCGCUCCGCCAUCCCUGUCGUCGUCCGGGGUGCCUGUAGGGGGCGCCGUUCCUGUCGCCGUCACCUCCGCCUCAGGGGCCUUGCCCAGUGUCACUCAGAAGCUGCCGAUAAGUGUGGUGUCGUCUGUGGGGAGUUCUUCUGUGAGUAAAGCCGGCGUCGUGACCCAGCCUUUGGCCCCAGGGGUCGGGACAGGGACGCCGUCUGUGGCUGCAGUCGCCGGGGUGAAUGUCGCGACUGCCAUGAGUGCCGCCGGCGAUGCGAGUGUGCCGAGGCUGGCCGCCGUGCCCGGCCUGGGAGGUAUUAGCGCCGGCGGCGCCAGCCUCCCUCCCACCGCGGUGAACCCGAAUGGCGGAGGCCCGAACGUGAACCCCAUGCAGCAGCAGCAGAGCAUGGGGCUGCCUGCCAGCGUUGCCAUGACGACAGCCGCCGUGCUGGGGUCUGCGGGCGGCUGCCCGGCCGGCGUGGCAGCGGUGAUGCCUCAGCCGUCCGUGGCAGCCCCCGUCCACGCCCAACCUCAACCCCAAGCACAGCAGGCUCAGGCUCCGCCUCCAGCCUCCGCUGCCACCACCACCACCACCGCCACGGCCGCCACCGCCAGCUCCCGCUUCAGGGUGGUGAAGCUGGACUCCAACUUGGAGCCGUUCAGGAAGGGCCGCUGGACUUGCUCAGAGUACUACGACAAGGAGGCCCCCUCGGCGGCACCUGCCUCGGACCCGCAGCCCGGCCACAGGGUGGUGGAGAGCCUGCGGCAGCCGGCAGCCGAGGGCGCGGCCUGCCCCGAGCGGGAGAGUGCCAGCGGCGGCUCUGUCAGCAGCACCCUGAGCCACUACAGCGAGGGUGUGGGCAGCGGCGAGCCAGGAGGCCCCGCAUCCCAGCAGGCCUUUCAGCUGCAGGACUAUGCCUCCCCUCCAGGCGUCCAGCCCGCCCUCGCCGGCCCCUCCCAGGCACAGACCACCCAGCCCCUCCUGCAGCAGCAGCAGCAGCCGGAUUUGGGACACCCCCUCCUGAAGGCCGCCGUCGCUCCCUCCCCGGUGCCCGCCGUCGUGCCCAAGCAGGCCGGGCAGCCCGUGCACGCUCAGGGCUACCCCGCCGCCCAGCCGCAAGCGCCCACCACCCAUGCCGUGCCCGUCGCCCAAGCGACCGGCCAGCCGCCCGACUUCCUGCAGCACCAGCCGCUCGUCCAGGCCGCCGUGGCCCCGGGGUCGGCGCACCCUCUGCCCCACAUAUCCGGCAGCGUGUCCGCGGCGGCGUUGCCUGGCAACAGCCACGCGAUGGCGGCCGGGCAGGCAGCGGUUGGCGGCGUGCCAGCAGUGGCAGCUCAGAGCCUUCCUCAGGGACACCUGCAGCAGCAGCAGGCCCCGGGCCCCCAGAUGCCCCAGGCCCCCCAGGGCGGGGUCAUGCCGCAGAUGCUGGCCCAGCCCCUGCCCAGGACCCAGCCGCUGCCCUCCCAGCUCCCUGCCGACCAGCAGCUGCCGCCCAGGACUCAGUGCCCGACGGGCCAGCUGGCCUCCGCCGUCACCCUCACCCAGGUGCCUCCCAGCCUCCCGCUUGACCCCCAGCCCGGCCUCGCCCCCCAGCCGGCGCCCGGCGUGGCCCUCGCUCCGGGUCAGGUGCCUGCGCCGGCCGCCGGGGCCCGUUACGCCGGCCCACCCGCCUUGUCCGCCGCGCAGCUGGAGGACGCCCGGCGCCUGCUCUUCCAGCACCAGUCCCUGCUGUCCCUGCCCAAGCUGGCGGCCGGGGAGUGUGCCUCGGAGGCCGCCGCCCCCAUCGGGCCGGAGGACGGCGGCGGCGCCACUGCCUUACCCGCCUCAGCCGGCCUGCUUCCCCUCAAGAGCCUGCCUGUGGACGGAGAGGAGGACAGUUCUUCGGGUGCCAGUGUGGUGGCCAUAGACAACAAAAUUGAACAAGCAAUGGAUCUAGUGAAGAGUCACUUGAUGUAUGCCGUGCGGGAGGAGGUGGAGGUUUUGAAAGAACAGAUAAAGGAGCUCAUCGAAAGGAACUCACAGCUGGAGCAGGAGAACAACCUGCUGAAAACCCUGGCCAGCCCCGAGCAACUCGCACAGUUUCAGGCACAGGUCCAGAGCGGCUCGCUGCCGGCGUCCGCGCAGCCGGCGGGGACCGCUGCGCAGCAGCCUGUCCAACCCGCGCAGCCGGCCGCCCAGAGCUCCGGGCCCUCCGCGUAGCACGUCCCGGCUGCCUGC
Messenger RNA from Megalops cyprinoides (Indo-Pacific tarpon), 3093 nucleotides. RefSeq names its product TSC22 domain family protein 1-like. NCBI's taxonomy places the organism in Eukaryota, Metazoa, Chordata, Actinopteri, Elopiformes, Megalopidae. The transcript is spliced from 3 exons. Gene Ontology annotation, biological process: regulation of transcription by RNA polymerase II. Bases 199 to 3075 code for a protein of 958 amino acids. The record is from RefSeq and is a predicted model, not a curated record.